Molecule: messenger RNA, 742 nt
Organism: Pleuronectes platessa (European plaice)
Lineage: Eukaryota; Metazoa; Chordata; Actinopteri; Pleuronectiformes; Pleuronectidae
Gene: cdh11
Product: cadherin 11, type 2, OB-cadherin (osteoblast)
Biological process (GO): homophilic cell-cell adhesion; multicellular organism development; cell-cell junction assembly
Cellular component (GO): adherens junction; plasma membrane; catenin complex
Molecular function (GO): calcium ion binding; cadherin binding
Source: RefSeq, a predicted model, not a curated record
CUAUCGUGGUGUUGUUUGUGGCUCUGAGGCGUCAGAAGAAGGAGCCAUUGAUAGUGUUUGAGGAGGAGGACAUCAGGAGAACAUCAUCACCUACGAUGACGAGGGCGGCGGCGAGGAGGACACGGAGGCUUUCGACAUCGCCACACUGCAGAACCCAGAUGGUGCAAAUGGGUUUCCUGCCCAGGAAGGACAUCAAACCGGAGCUGCAGUAUCCCAUCAGGCCCGGCCUCGGCCACACCGGAGCCAACAGCGUGGACGUGGACGACUUCAUCAAGACCCGGAUCGCGGAGGCCGACUGCGGACCCCCACCGCCCCCCCCCUACGACUCCAUUCAGAUCUACGGCUACGAAGGCAGAGGAUCAUUGGCUGGUUCAUUGAGUUCCCUGGAGUCGGUCACCACAGAGUCGGACUUGGAUUAUGACUACCCUGCAGAGUUGGGGGCCGAGGUUUCAGGAAGCUGGCGGAUUUGUACGGGACCAAAGAAGGCUCCAUUGACGAUGCCGAUGACGGUGAAGACUCUUAACAGUGGUCUCACUGAGUGGACCGCCCCCCCUGAUUUCCGAUUUCCCUGAUCCCAUGAGGAUUCGCUAACUGAGGCUUAACACUUCCCAGUUUGCCGGUUGUUACCGACUGAUCCGUUCACGCCAACCAACGUUAACAGCCCUUCAUUCCCCGGCACCUCCUCUGUCCUCCAAGACGAUUUGCUGACGAACAAAUAAUGACCGCUUGGACUCCAACCCCC